Solanum verrucosum is the source of this 526-nucleotide messenger RNA. RefSeq names its product zinc finger protein SHOOT GRAVITROPISM 5. The record is from RefSeq and is a predicted model, not a curated record. The transcript has a single exon. Gene Ontology annotation, biological process: gravitropism. Lineage: Eukaryota; Viridiplantae; Streptophyta; Magnoliopsida; Solanales; Solanaceae. The coding region runs from base 1 to 516 and encodes 171 amino acids. Gene Ontology annotation, cellular component: nucleus.
AUGGAAGAUGACCAAAAGGAGCUACAUUUUCUGUCUACUGACCAAAAUGCAGCAAAUUCGUCUUCGUGGCCAUCAGAUUCGUCGGGUAACAUGGAAUCAAUUGAACCUCCUUCGUUAGACCUACAACUGUCAAUCAGCGUACGACGACCAAUAAAACCACCAUCACAUCAUAAUCAAGGUAUCUUAAUUCGACCUGCAAUUAACCACGAUCACAAUCACUACAGUACCGAUGUGCGGUUCGACUCGGGCUACGUUGAAGCGCUUAAAUGGCAAGCCGCGGAGCAAAUCCGGCUAGCAGCCAUUGAAAAAGCGUACGCCGAACGUGUUAGGGAGCUUACAAGAAGAGAAAUAGAGAUGGCUCAGUCGGAAUUCGCACGUGCGAGGAGUAUGUGGGAAAGGGCAAAAGAGGAAGUUGAAAGAGCAGAAAAGUUGAAAGAAAGAGCAACUCGUAGGAUUGAUCCUACGUGCAUGGAAGUUACUUGCCAGUCUUGCAGUCAAAAAUUUCGACCUCAUUAAAUCAUUAUUA